This is a messenger RNA of Naegleria gruberi, 1683 nucleotides long. RefSeq lists its product as uncharacterized. NCBI's taxonomy places the organism in Eukaryota, Heterolobosea, Eutetramitea, Acrasida, Naegleriidae. The transcript is spliced from 2 exons. The record is from RefSeq and is a predicted model, not a curated record. Bases 1 to 1683 code for a protein of 560 amino acids.
AUGUAUAAUGUAGAGGAUAUUGAUAUUAGAGAUUGGAGUGUUGAAGAUUUUGCCUAUUGGUUAUUACAGAAAAAUUACAAAAAGAAAAUCAUCAAAGUAUUGAAAAAGGAAAAGUGGAAUGGUGACUCUUUAAUGGAAUUGAAACAAGAAGGAGAUUUACAAUCUAAAAUUCCUUCAGGUGUUGCCAAAUCAAUAUUUGCUGAUAUUCAAUUAUUAAAAACAAAACAAGCUGAGGAAAGUCAAAAGAAAACGGAGAAAUUAACACCAGACGAAAUACGGAAAUCUCGAUCAUUUAAACCUGUUAAUAUUGUAGAUGAUGAAACUGAACAUGUCGGAUCUGUUCUCAGUACAACAAGUUCUAUAAGAUCUAGGGAAGGAUCAAUGAUUAAAGCAGCAACUCCUAUUCCUGUUGAUAAUGGAAACAACAAUCCACUUUCAUCAAAUGAAUUUGUAGAACUCUUUAAUGAUAUGAGAAAUAUAGUAAUUGCUUACAAAUCAACUUCACCAAUUAACAUGGCUCGUUCGGGUACUGUCAUUAAUAAUUCUAGCACUCAAUCAAAUGAUAAUUGCCCUGCUUGGGAUAUUGAAUCUCUGAAAAUCAAUCAAAAACAAGAUUACAAUUGUUGUUAUGGAAAAAUUGAACAAAUUAUUGAAAAGUUUAAAAUUGAAAAGAAUGUGAGAUUGAACACAAUUUCGAAAAAUCAAUUGCAAGAAAUCACACAAAACUUGAUCAUUCAAGCAAGAUUUUCCUAUCAAUUUUUAAAUCCACAACGGUUGCUGAAGAGUGUAUUGUUGGAAAAUAAGAAUACCAUCAGCUUUUUGAGAAUUAAAAUCGGUGUCAGGGUAAUGAACUCGGAUGAAAUUAAUGAUUAUGUUAAUAUGAUAUCUGAACUACCUGAAGAAGACAAAACUGAAGAACUUCAUCUUCUUUCAGCUAGAAUACCAUAUGCAGGAUUCGCAAUGGCAAUUAUUAUUGGUCCAUUCUACAUUGAAUGGAACAGAUUUGGUAUUGCAACAGUGAGAAAUAAGCACUAUAGCCAUGACGUUUUGUUUUUCGAUGCUAAAGUUGUUAAAGGAAACGAUGAAAUUACAACACUUUUGAGCAAGCUGUCAACUUGGGCUUGUUAUUGGAAUGGUCAAAAAGAUUUUGAUAUUUUACAUGCCAACUCUUACACAUUUUGUAAAACUAUUUUUGAGAAUAUUGAGUGUCUGAAUGAUUUCCCAUCCCACAUCAAAGAUUUGAUAGAACUAUUUAAAUUGGGAGGAGUUUGUGGAAAUACCAUCUAUUUGAAUUCACAACUUGAGAAAUGCAUUCAGCAACAUGGCAGUGAAUCUCUUCGUUCGAAACUUAUCCACAAACAACUGCAAGCAUCCAUAACAUUUACCAAUCAAAGAGUAUUCAACGAGUUUACAUCAAUUAUUCAGGAACAUCUUGAUUCUGAAUAUCUGGAGUACUAUAAGACGCUAAAGUAUCAAUUACAAAUGAUAGAACGAGGUUUUUGGUGUGAUAUGGAAAGAAAUGGAAGAGGAAUGGAAAAUGAACCACUCAUGGUUGACAAUCAAUGUAAAGCCAUGUUCAAUCCAAGUGGUCUUUUAGAAAAUGCCUUCCUUUCCACUGAUGAACACAAUAUUCACACAGAUUUCGAAUUUAGUAACUACUCUGUACCAUUACCUAAACUUUAA